This is a messenger RNA of Hydractinia symbiolongicarpus, 2765 nucleotides long. RefSeq lists its product as uncharacterized. The record is from RefSeq and is a predicted model, not a curated record. Gene Ontology annotation, molecular function: ubiquitin binding. Bases 121 to 1449 code for a protein of 442 amino acids. The transcript is spliced from 10 exons. NCBI's taxonomy places the organism in Eukaryota, Metazoa, Cnidaria, Hydrozoa, Anthoathecata, Hydractiniidae.
AUCAACAAAUCAGGAAACAUGGUAGCAUGAGAAAUGAAAAACAACACAGAACAGACUAUGAACAAUUUGCGUUCAAUUUAAUCUACGCCACUUGUUGCAUGCAGACCAAGCGUGCUUGUAAUGGAUGCAUUUGCAAGGGAUGCGUUGGAAAAGUUUGUUUUCGAACAUUCUGACUGUGACUUCAGCUUGGUGGAUGACAUAAUCAUCACCUAUAUGGCAUCUGUGUUGGAAAGUCUUGGUGAAAAUCCAACUGAGUUUGAACCUAGUUUUGAUGUUGAGGAGUUUACAGAAAUGAUGGCUGCCUAUUUGCCAGGAUUUGACAGAAUUAACAGCACCUUGGUUACAGAGUGGAUGUUUUCGUUAUCAAAAAGACUUGAAUAUGGAAUUCCCUCUGUCUCUGAAAAAUUUCCAAAGGAAAAUUAUGAGUCAAUAGCAGAAAAAGUUGUUCAAAAUGAUUUUGUUUUACCUGUUAAUGAUGGAAACUCAACAGACACAAAUAAUUCCAGUGGACAAAUUAAGGCUGUCUGUUCAACUCAACAGUUAUCAAGCUCAAAUUCAAGUACUAUUCCUAAUUUAAUGUCAGUAAAGCCUCCGUUAGAAUAUAAUUUACUUCAACAAAUGUCGAAAACAACAGAAGAUGAUCUGAGUAAAAAUGAUUUGUUUGACCUUCGAACUCAAUUUCCUCUCCUUGAAGUUACUAAACAUGGAAAUGCAUAUGUGUCUCCAGUUGACAGUACAGAGUUAGAAGAAAAAGAGAGAAAAGAUGUACCACAAAAAUUAAGUUACAAAGAAAAAGUAAAUAAGUUGGUAGAACUAUUUGACGAUGUUCCUGAAGUUCAACUUCGUCGUUGUUUAUCACGUGCCAAAGGAUGUUUGGAAAAAGCUGUUAAAAUGAUUCUUUCUACUAGAACUCCGCACACAGAAAAGACUUUUGAUGUGCAUGAAGAAAAGGAAGAAGACAAACCUAAUGAAGAGGUAGAUGAAUCUUAUGAAAAUGGUAUAGCUCAGCUAAGAGAGAUAUUUCCCAAAAUGGCAGAGUCUCGGCUACGUGAUCGACUUCGUACCGUAAAUGGCAAUGUAGAACGUGCAACGCAAGUCUUAUUGUCUGAAGAAGAAUCAAGAUACUUGGGUUAUGCCAGUAAAACUAGGUACCAAAUUCACAAAGUAUCCUCAAAAAAGCUGGGAUUGACAAACGAAGAACAGUCUAAAUUGAAGCAAGAUGCAGUUCAGAAAUAUGGAUUCAUUGAAGACCGUCCUGAAAAAAUCCACACUCCAGUUGUCCUGGUUAAAGAAGAGUCAACUGGUAAAAUUGCACCAUUGUGUACUGGAAAGGAGACAUCGAAUGUUGAAAAAAUGACAAGCAAUAUUAAAUCUCCUUCAACAGAUUCAACAGAAACAAAGAAACCACAUUUGAACCCAAAGUUAAACAAGAAAUCUCGAUUUCGUUAAUCUUUUUGUGUUCUAAGUUCUUCUUCCUUCUUCUUUCGUCGGGUCAUUUGUGGUUUUUGUGGCUGUUGAAAAUGUUUGUUAUAUAUAAACAGAAUUUUUAAAAGGAAAAACGUUUAUUUGCAUGUUUUUAUUUUUUAUAAAAGAUACCAGUUUAAAAAAUGUGAAGAUGGCACUCUAGGUACUUUUAACCAGCAUAUUUUUUUAAAAAAAUAAAAAAUUGUGAUAGGGUUGGUGUUAAAAAGUAUUUUAAGGGUAUGACACAAGUUAUAUCUAAUUUUUUUUUAGAUAAAUUUCUUCAAAAGUCAAAAAACAUUCCUAAUUGAAUAUAAAAAGUAUGCUUGUUUCGUUCGUAAAUGUGUAAUAAAAACACCUAACAACCAGUUAUUGUCAAAAAUGAUUUCAUUUUUGACAACAACUGGUUAAUAUAUAAGCCAUGUACUUCUAUAUGAAAGUUAUUAUAUUAUACUGGUUACAAUCCUAUCUUAAUUUAAAUCCAGAAGCUUAUAUAUUUUAUAAUUGCAGUUUUGAUUAUUUGGUGAAAGAUGUUUAUAAGCCUGUGAAAUAACUAUGUACUACUGUUUGUUUCAAAUUUUAUUAAUUGGUGAUCAAGUUUGGUCAAUUGUUGAUCAAAGUUGGUCAAUUGUUGAUCAAAGUUGAUCAAUUGUAGAUCAAAGUUGGGCAAUUGUUUACCACAGUUGGUCAAUUGUUAAUCAAAUUUGGUGAACUUAAUAUAAAAUGAAUAAAAAUGCAUAGAAUUUUGAUUUAAAUUGUCAAGUGAAAUUGAUUUAAAAAUUGUUUCAUGGAUCAAAAUCCAUUGAACCCUGCAUAAGCUUUUCCUUGUUGUUUCUGCAUUUACCUUGAUUCAAAAAUUUUUUUAAAUAUGCAUGUUAAAUUCUUCCUUUUGUCUUCUUGAUUUAUUCGUCUACAGUCCACCCUAAUUUUUUCAAAUUAUUUCAAGGCUUAUAAACUUAGGCUCAUAUUUGGUAGUUUAUGAUAUAUAUUAUUAAUGAGUAGUGUAGCAAAAAUGUAUUUACUAGUAUAAUGGUCAACAGAUUUGUAAAAUUAUUUCUAGUAGCAGUAAAAAGUCCUUUCAAAGCGUUUUAUUAUUGUUAAAAAACAUAAUUGGUAGCUCCGAAGAUAAAAAUAUAGAUAAAACUAUGUGGUAUACUGAUAUUAUUUUCAAAGAUUUGUAGUUUUGGCCCAUAAAAAAUUUAUUGAAUUUAUGAAAGUUAUAUUACACCUUCUUUUGUUUAUAAGCAUAGUAUAUUUUGAGUCUAGCCUCGAUAUGCUUUUUUUUUUUUUUUUUUUUUUGGAAU